Fonsecaea pedrosoi CBS 271.37 is the source of this 597-nucleotide messenger RNA. RefSeq lists its product as uncharacterized. The transcript has a single exon. The coding region runs from base 1 to 597 and encodes 198 amino acids. NCBI's taxonomy places the organism in Eukaryota, Fungi, Ascomycota, Eurotiomycetes, Chaetothyriales, Herpotrichiellaceae. The record is from RefSeq and is a predicted model, not a curated record.
AUGCUGAAUAAGACGCCGUUGACAGCGUUUGGAGAAAUCUGCCACAGGGGCACUGAAAUGGUCUAUAACAUUCCUCAUACUCGUCGCCCUGGAUCUGCCUUGUUCCAAACGGUCUCCCUCGAAAGACAGUCACUCUACAAACUGAACAAAAUCCGAAGGCUUCGAUACGUUACUAGAAGUGCUUCUCCGACCUGCAUAGACUUGGACGACCUGAAGAUCCUGGCUGCAUUGAUUCGGACUACCAAAGGACAAGCUCUGCAGUCGGUAGAAGAAGUGACUGUUUCCUACAACCCUUUGCUUCCCGUGAGAGAUGUGACGUGGGAAAGUAUAUGGAGCACGUGCAUAGGACUGGAUCGGGAACGGGACGAUGUCAAAGACCUUUUCCAAUCCAAGGAUGGACUUGGGUGCUUGGAAAAUUGGACGGUGGUCCGGCGCAUGUGGUACGACAGCAAGCUCAUGGGGGGCCCGUGGUCUCCCUUCGAACGAUUACUGAGGGUUCACGAGGUUCAAUUGGUCUUUCGCAAGUCGCAACCGGUUUCAGCAGUAGAGAAUCCUGAAUGGGUGGAGUUAGCGGGAUGGAGAUCUCUGGGUGAAUGA